AUGACAAAUACAAGAAGUAUAAUCCUAAUCGGGAGUACAGGAAACGGUAAAUCAACCUUAGGUAAUGUGUUGGUUAAUAAAAAUGGUAAAUUUGAAGAAGUUUUUCCAGAGAGUGGUUCGGCUAUUAGUCAAACUCGAUGUAUAUCUGAGGCAGCUCACAAAGUUCGGGAUGGUUUAAGUCAAAUAUUAUUUGUCACUAGCGGUCGUUUUACUAAAAAAGAAAUAUUUGCUUAUGACAUGCUGAGGAAAUAUAUUUUUGAUACUGAUAUUGUAAACUAUACUACGAUCGUUCGCACUAAUUUUCCUAAUUUUCGUAAUGCUAGCAAAUGUGAAGAAGACAAGGAAUUAAUGAGGAGGGAAAAUGGGGAACUUGCUGAGAUAAUAAAUUCUUGCGGAAAUAGGGUUAUUCAUGUCGACAAUCCUUCUGUAAAUAUUGAUGAUGAACGAAGAUUAGUUUUUAAUAGAGAAGAUAGAGAAAAUUCGAGAACCAAACUACUAUCUCAUUUAGCACAAUUUCAAAUAGUUUAUAAGCCAGCAAAUUUAGAUUACUUGAAUUCUAAGAUUGGUAAUUACAUGACUGACAUAGAAAGGUUACAAAGCGAUUUAAACAAUGUAAGAAAUUUAAGUGACGAGAAAAAAAGACAAAUGCAAAGAACGAUAAAUGAACUUCAAGAAAAAGUUGCUCAACAAGCUAGAAUGGGUACUUUUCAAGUAAUAGGAAAGAUUGUUGAUGAUUCUUGUCGUAUUGUUUCUGGAAGUUCUAGGGAUGAUAAUCAACAACUUAAAAGACAAACGAAGAAAGCAAAAGUUAAAUUAAGACUUUUAGAUCCUAAUCCCGAUAUUGGAGACUCUGGAAAAAAAGAAGUUCUGCUAGAAAUCGAAAAUGACGAGAAAGCGAUUUUUAAUUUAAAAGUUGAAAAGUUCAAAGAUUAUGAACAUGGAGGAGAAAAAAUUGAACUAAAAUUAGGACUUAAAGAAAAUGCGAGUGGGGAUAGGACUUGGAAUUUUUUAGGAGGAAAGAGCAAGAAUGGUGAUUAUGUUUUUGCAAUGGAAAUUUAUGAAAAUGCAAAUCCCUUAGAAAAAAGUAAAUAUGAAGUUUGCCGCGAAAUAUUGAUCUAUCAGAAAAAGAACAAAAUUUCUGAUGAAAAAUUAGCUCAACAAAUGGAAUUAACUUUGGCCGAAACUGAAGAUAUUUUGUAUUAUCGGAUUGCUCACUUCACUUUGGACAGGCUAUUAACUUAUGCUAAUAAAUUAUUCAAAUUAGAACCGCUAAUGUUAGGAAUAGUUAAAAGCAAAGAAAGAGAAGAAAUUCUUAAGCACUAA
Molecule: messenger RNA, 1323 nt
Organism: Funneliformis geosporum
Lineage: Eukaryota; Fungi; Glomeromycota; Glomeromycetes; Glomerales; Glomeraceae
Source: the annotation of a GenBank genome assembly